CGUAACUUGUUUUACAUGUAAGCUCAUUCAUUUGCUAUUCUAAUAAGGUGAAAUGGGCUUAAAUAAGAGUUCAAUACCUGCGUAUUUAUUCAGCAGUUGAGGAUUAUUCUCAUGUAUUGUUAUGUUGGUUUCUAGUAGUUGUUAUUUGAUACAAUUACAUUAGAUAUACAAAAUUAGUUUACAUUGAGUGUUGAGUCGAAAUUCGUCGCGAUCAUUUAAGCUGGUGUAGGUAUCUGUCUAGUCAAUUAACAAACAAGUUAAAUAGCUUUACAACGUGAUUAGAGAUGUGUAUAACAUGUUUUAGAUUUUUGUUCAUUGCACAUACAUUAGGAUAAAUAAGGACAAAUAAUAACGAUGUACGUACUGUGUUCAAUGAGGAUAAAUAAGGACAAAUAAUAACGAUGUACGUACUGUGUUCAAUGAGGAUAAAUAAGGACAAAUAAUAACGAUGUACGUACUGUGUUCAAUGAGGAUAAAUAAGGACAAAUAAUAACGAUGUACGUACUGUGUUCAAUGAGGAUAAAUAAGGACAAAUAAUAACGAUGUACGUACUGUGUUCAAGGAUAUGAUUGUUAGAUAUGAAACGUUAAUGAAACGUGCAUCGAUGUGAAACGCCCACAUUAUUCUCCAUUAUUAUGUUAGUGUAAUAUAGAGACUUUUCUAUGGACGGCGCUUCGAAAGUUCAAACAAGGCAAAAUGAUUUACCACGACCGGUUUUGAAUUUAGUUUAUUGAUUCAUGUACACGAACUUGCGCGUAUUUAGCUAACGUACCGUUUAAUUUAAUUUGUGAUAAAAGUAUUGUGCGUGCUGGUAUAUGGAAAGAGGAUUUUGUGUUAUUGUCGCAAGGUUAAUGACUGGAUUUCAAUAAUCAAUUCGUCGCAAAACGAAAAUAUCGGAAUAAACUAUAAUCUUCUGUUCGGCAUAAGUGGUGUGCUAGUUUUACAAAUUGCAAAGGCAAAAUUUGGAUGUUAUUUAUAACGCAACAUUUGUAUAUAUCGUACACAGGGAAUUUGCAAGCAAAUGAGGCCUUGGCAAUUUUCUCAUAACAACGUUUAACACACGUCAUGGCUAAUGGAAUAAAGUUAAACGGUAUUCACGAGGACGUGUUUCAUUCUACGGAACCCCCAAACGGCUUGAAACCAGUUUAUGCAGUCAGUCGCAGCCAGUAUGGCGAAAGGAAAAUACGACGAGUCAGUGACAAGGAGUAUUACAGGGACGUUGCAAUCGGCAAGGCCCCCGACACGUUCCCUUGCGGUCACGUGCUAUGCCACAGCUGUAUACGCAAACACAUGACGCCGUCCCUCAAUGAGAAGCUGUGUUGUCCUAUAUGCGGCAAAGAGGCGCCCCGAAUGUACACCGCCGAUCCUGGUGACUCGCUGGGUUACAACGUGGAUGACGUGGACAAUAUUACGCUUCUGUCUAACUUUGAUUCAAUGACUAAGAAAUUUAACGGUUUGAAGUACUCCAUUCGACGGCUGCACAGUGAGUCGGUGCAAAGUCGGAGUUUGGCUAUGACAUUUACGAACUGCGGGUGCCACUUGUGUCAUGAAAACCACGGAACUCUGCAGGUGCUACAGGAGUUCAAUCAACUGCAGGUGACGCAUAAUCGACCCAAACUGCCACCGACGCAUUUUUACAGACUCUGUCAAGGUGACGUCGUAACCUCUUUCCACAGUGUCGUAAACUCCUGUUGCAUUUGCGUCCCAUGCACAUACAAGGAAUUACGACAAAGCGAACACUUUCCCACGUUAAGACUGCUUUCCGACGACGAGGCUACACACAAUCCGAAGGCCGUCUUGGCAGAGGUUGGUAAAAUCAUCGCCAAGAAUACAGCCCCGCUGGAGUCCCUACACGGAAAAAACGUCAUCGAAAUAGACCAUAAAAUACGUCUGCAAGAGCAGGCGGACGAGUUUGUGUUCAAAGAGACCACUGACAGGAUUAAGCGAAUGGUAACGGAGCAGGAGCAGAACUUGAUCAAACUGGCCUCGUAUCGGAUCCAAGACAAAGGCGGACUGUAUCAUAUCAAGGGAAGCAACUCGAUCGAGCAGAAUCUGAACGAGAGUAUCGUGUGGUAGCCCUUUGAUAUAGUAUUAGUGUUCGAAGCAUUUUUGUUUUCAAAACAAUAAAUAUGUCGACAAUA
Dreissena polymorpha is the source of this 2141-nucleotide messenger RNA. RefSeq lists its product as uncharacterized. NCBI's taxonomy places the organism in Eukaryota, Metazoa, Mollusca, Bivalvia, Myida, Dreissenidae. Gene Ontology annotation, molecular function: metal ion binding. The transcript has 3 exons. The record is from RefSeq and is a predicted model, not a curated record. The coding region runs from base 1066 to 2076 and encodes 336 amino acids.